UCGACGAUUUAUACAAAUUUUCAAUGUGAAAUUCAAUUCUACGACCCUUCGUCUCAACCUUAAAACCGAAUCUUUAAAAGUGUAUUAUAGCGAGAUACAUGAUGUUCAAGAAAUUAUAUCAUGUAAAAUAAGGCCAGAUACAUGGAACCAGAUUCAUGUCCUUACCCCUACCCCGAGGGGUUCACACUGACAAGAGGCCACCUGAAAAAACAAAAUGGAGGAAAGUAGAGGCGAUCGCGGUAAAAUAAAGGUUCUCACUUUAAACUGCUGGGGUAUUCCAUAUGUAUCCAGCGAUGUCAAAAAAAGAUUUACUUACAUUGCAAAAGAGUUGGCCUCUGGAAAAUAUGACAUCGUUUCUCUUCAAGAGGUCUGGAGUCAGACUGACUAUGAAUAUGUUGCUAAAAAAGUAACAGAAGUUUUACCAUACGCAGUCUAUUUUCACAGUGGUGUCAUUGGCAGUGGUGUCUGUGUGUUCUCUAAGUACCCUAUAACAGAUACGUUCAACUAUCGCUACUCUCUCAGUGGUUACAUGUACAUGAUUCAUCAUGGGGACUGGUUUGGUGGCAAAUCAGCUAGUUAUUGUCUUAUUGACCACCCAAUGCAUCCAAUAUAUCUAUUUACUACCCAUCUUCAUGCAGAAUAUAACCGUCAAAAUGACUCCUAUCUUGGUCAUCGCACAGUACAGGCAUUUCAGUUAUCAGAAUUCAUCAAUUAUCUAACAAAACCGUCUGACUGUGUUAUUGUUUGUGGCGAUAUGAAUACUGAGCCUACAGACACAUGUUACAGAGUCAUCAAACAUCUUCCUGAUCUUACUGAUACAUGGGAUGUGGCUGGACAAAAGGGUGAUUUCCAUGGCAACACUUGUGAUCUGAGCACUAAUUCCUAUACCACCAUUAAACUUGACAAAGAAUUGAGAGGAGGUUCGAAAGAUGGCAAGAGGAUAGAUUAUGUAUUCUACCGAGCUCCUCCCGGCACCAUUAGAUGUGUGGAGCACAUGGUCACCAUGGGUAAAAUUCCAGGAGAAGAUUUGUCAUACUCGGACCAUGAAGGAGUUCUUGCAACAUUUAUUGUGGAUGAUGAUACAUCAUCAAUAGAUAGUUCAGCAGUUGAUGGAGAUGAGAAAGAAAGCUUGAAGAAAAAGUGUGAAGAAGUUUUACAAGAAAUCAUGAAUGUCACACAACAUGAAAUAGAUAGCAUAUCUAAUGCAAGACUAACAACUUGUCUUCUUAUCUUCCUUCUUGCUGUUUUCAUUUUCUCUCCGUUAGUGUACUCAGCUGGCUUCUCAUCAGCUUUUCACAUACUAAGACCAUUAGGGAAGAUGGUGUAUGUACUAAGGUUUUUGAGCACAGUGUUUUUGACUGGUGUACUUUUUUAUGUGAUAUUUAAUUCAAGAGAUGAAUUGAAAGCCUAUCAGAAUGUACAACAUGAGGUUAAACUGCAAAUGAAAUACAAGAAGUAAUGAGAAAAUUAAUGAAUGAACUGGGAAAAUAUGAUUAAGUGUAAAUGUGUAGUUCCAGAAAGUAUCCAUACCCCACUCAUGGAGGAAAUUGGAAAUUCUGGAGGGGAGGGGGUCAGAGAAUGAACAAAAUUACAGAGUUUGUAUGGAAGAAAAUUGGAAGUUCCUGGGGGUAGGGGGGUCCUUCUACAAAUUCCCUCCAUGUUGGAGGUAUGGAUAUUUUCUGGGACUACACGAUGAUAAUGAUUUUUACGUGUGAUCUUGGAUUCCAAAUGAACACACUGCACAAUGGAUAAUAUUUAUGACAAUAAGCAAUCGCAUAUUAGCAUUCAUCGCAAAAAUUUAGAUKAUUUUAUUUGAUUAUAGUUUCUUAAUUCUUCAAUUUAAAAUUCUCAUUAAACUUUGAUAAUCUUGAUAAGAUAUAUAUAUAUAUGAAAGGAAUAUAAAACAUGCACACAUGUCUCUGUUCUGUGAUAUAAACACUCUGGGAGCUGUAGAGCACAAGAGAAGCAAACUUAGGARCACAAGGUGUGGCCAAGUGUUUCAAUUGCUUUUCGAGUGCUCUACAGCUCCCAGCUUAUUUAUAUCACAGUACAGACAAAAGCAGAUGUUUUAUAUUSCUUUCAUAAGAUAUGUUUGAGCAACUAUUUUCUGUCCUCUGAUAUAAUCACGGUAGCCAACCAAUUAGUGUGCACCAUAUAUCUCAUAUAUCUUAUAAUAAUUAUGAAUCAAAAUGUAUUUUUGAAAAUCUAAUAAAUAAUUUCCAAACUA
Actinia tenebrosa (Australian red waratah sea anemone) is the source of this 2227-nucleotide messenger RNA. Its product is annotated as putative neutral sphingomyelinase. Lineage: Eukaryota; Metazoa; Cnidaria; Anthozoa; Actiniaria; Actiniidae. Gene Ontology annotation, molecular function: sphingomyelin phosphodiesterase activity. The record is from RefSeq and is a predicted model, not a curated record.